UUCACACAAGGUGAAAUGUAUGGAUUUUGUAACACUGGCACUAUUGAGUCAAAAAUGCAAUUAAUUACAUCAGGUUAUUAUAUCAAGUAAGGCCUUAAAAGAAUGCAGCAAUGUGAUUUUGGAUUAAGAUCCGAUAUUUUGCAGAUGAUCACAGCAGGAUCAGUGCUCAGUGAAUGUGUGGAUUUGCGUGACAGUGUGGGCAUGUGCACGUGUCUUGCAUGGUUUCUCUGACACAAGGUGUCAGUGAGUAUAGCGGGGUAAGGCAAGGUGACAGCAAGGCACAACCAACUGGACUUUGGGAUCAUUAUGGUCUAGCUCGCUAUAUAAACUGCAGGACAUCACAGGCUGAACACAAGCACUUGCUAACUGGAGCUGCAGAGACGCUCAGAAACAAUCAGGUCUGAGAGCCAUGAAGGUCCUUGUUGUGCUCGUCCUUGCCGUUUUCACCGGUUGUCAUGCCAACCUCUUCUAUGCCGAUGCACCAAAGACACAGCUGGAAGUGGUGACCGAUGCUUUCUGGGACUAUGUUGCCAAGGCCACCCAGACAGCUGAUGACACCCUCCAAGUGAUCAGGAAGUCUCAGUUUGGACAGGAUGUGAGCGCCCGUCUGACAGAGAGUGCCGACAUGGCCAGCACAUAUGCCGUCUCCCUCCAGGAGCAGCUUCCCCCUGCAGCCCAGGACCUGAUCACCAAAGUCACCACAGAGGCUGAUCUGCUGAGAGAGCGUGUCAACCAGGAGCUGAGCACAGUCAGGGACAGACUGGAGCCCCAGGCUGAGGAAAUCAAGGCCCGCAUUCUGCAGCGAGUGGAUCAGCUCAAGCAGGAGCUGACCACCUACGCAGACACCCUGGACUCCGAGGCCCUGAGGACCACCCUGACGCAGAAGAGCGAGGAGCUGAAGGCCAGCCUGGAGCAGAGUUUGCAGGAGCUGCAGGCCCAGAUGGGGCCCUACACCGAAGACAUGAAGCUGAACGUGGACCAGCACCUGCAGACCUUCAAGGAACGCGUGGUGCCCGUGGCUGAGAGGGUCCAGAGUGAGCUGACUCAGAGAGCCCAGCAGGUGAGAGACAUGGCCACCCCCUACGUUGAGGAGCUGAGAGAGAAGCUGGACCCCUACGCCCAGAACCUCCAGGCUCGUCUCACCACCCUCUACGAGUCCUUCAUCAAAACCAACUAAGUCAACCUUCACUGCACGUUAAACAGAAACAAACUGCAUCCCAGGAACAUGUUGUCAACAACGUCAAAGGUUCUGAAAGUGUAACAUAACUUUAGAUAUAUUUAAAGAAUAAAAAUAGAUUCAAAUACAUAUUCAGUGUUGGUCUGUGACCUCACACUGUGUUCUCUUCCUAUAUUAUGGAAAUAAAGCAAAUGCAAAAUUCAAA
Molecule: messenger RNA, 1382 nt
Organism: Acanthopagrus latus (yellowfin seabream)
Lineage: Eukaryota; Metazoa; Chordata; Actinopteri; Spariformes; Sparidae
Product: apolipoprotein A-I-like
Exons: 4
Coding region: 410-1177 (255 amino acids)
Biological process (GO): lipoprotein metabolic process; phospholipid efflux; cholesterol biosynthetic process
Cellular component (GO): extracellular region; blood microparticle; chylomicron
Molecular function (GO): phosphatidylcholine-sterol O-acyltransferase activator activity; cholesterol binding; phospholipid binding
Source: RefSeq, a predicted model, not a curated record